Fusarium fujikuroi IMI 58289 is the source of this 1347-nucleotide messenger RNA. RefSeq lists its product as uncharacterized. The transcript has a single exon. The record is from RefSeq and is a predicted model, not a curated record. Bases 1 to 1347 code for a protein of 448 amino acids. NCBI's taxonomy places the organism in Eukaryota, Fungi, Ascomycota, Sordariomycetes, Hypocreales, Nectriaceae.
AUGUCCUCGACCCAUUCAACACUCUGUGCGAGAGCCCCGAGCGGCUACGACAGCUUUUACGACACCGUAGGGUCCAAGAUCCUCAUAGUGCUCAUGCUAGAUUUGGCCGCUAAUUCGUAUCCCAUAGCACUAGCCAAGACCGCCGGAGAACCGCUGUUCCGAAUCGAUCAACAGACGUAUUGUGUUGUACUACAAGGGCUGUGCAAUGGGAACGGCCUGGCGCCACUGUUGAUCCACAAGUCUUUGUUCCAUUCCUUAUCCCUUCUCCUAGCAUUAGCAGCCAAUAACUAUCAGCCUAACUACGAAACAAUGCACCACCGCAGCCAGGUUCUUCAGUCUCUCAAUCGAGACCUGGCCCGUUUCGGCGAUGACUCGACAAUACUACAUACCAUAACAGCCAUUCUCAUGCUGAUCAGCUAUGAGUACCGAGUCCGUGAUGCAUAUCCUGGUAAUGCCUGCGCUGCUACACAUAUGCGUGGACUCCAAGCGAUAAUAUCCCAACCUAACAUCUUGGCCAGUCAAUAUAGUGUCUUGCAUCUUACUCAAGUUCAGCGAGCUCUGUUCUGGCAGGACAUCAUCUGCUCCCUUGCAACUGGUGCUCCCCGACUGUUGCAGUUCGACAAUCGUGGGAUAUUUACGCGUUUACGGGAGGAUGAGACGUACCGCAAUUAUUUUACUCUGCCGCAAGGUUUUAUCCCGCACAGCCAUGGGUGGCCUGCAGAGGUAUCUGCUGUCUUCGAGGAUCUCAGCGCGUUAUGUUGCAUCGUGGACACGAUGCGUCAAGGGACAGGAGCGUCAAUCAGCCUCGUGGAUAAUGGUAACGAGGAUACUUUGGCUAACCAAGUACCGUUGAUGGAGGACUUGGAUGAUGAGGUUUACCCAUUGUGCAAUAGCCAAGCCGAGUUGCAGAUCAGAGUCGUGGAUCUUCUUAGUACAACAGUAAGAGUUGGUUCCCAGAGCGAAGAAGCCCUGAUUUACAGAGCAUGCCUCUUUGCGGCUUACCUUUGUACAUAUCGACUCUCUGAAGGUGUCUGGGGAGGGUACUUUGCGCCCGAGAAGUGUGUCACCGGGAUACUAGAUUGCAUGACAGACUUUGCAAGACAAAUGUCGCCGUGGAAGCUUGCCUCGGACAUCACAUUCUCGUUGCUGUAUAUGGCUGGUGGUCUCACAAAGAGUCGGCCCCAUAGGGACCGAGCGGUUGAAUUGCUUGAAAGUUAUCGGUGCUUCUACGCAACUGGUUACGACCGGGACUGGGAGCUAGUAGAGAUGAGGUUGAAGAAGUUUAUCUGGUGUGAACAUGUCAUGAAACAAAAGAUGUAUAGGUUUUGGCAAGUAUGCCAGAUUUAA